Molecule: messenger RNA, 2128 nt
Organism: Mesocricetus auratus (golden hamster)
Lineage: Eukaryota; Metazoa; Chordata; Mammalia; Rodentia; Cricetidae
Source: RefSeq, a predicted model, not a curated record
UGCAUUAAGAAUUUAUAUUGUCCAAACAUGACUGGACAACAACUUUUGUUUCUUGACCCUGUGGUAUGACAGUCUGCUAAUAUUGCCAGAAGGUGCAGUUUGGGGGUUACAGUUGUGAUUUUAGCUAUUCAAUCAUAUUAGCAGGAAAAAAAUGACUUGUUUCUGUUGUACUUGAGUCUUAAAGAAAAGUGCCCAUAGUUUAGUGACAAUUUCCAAAGGCUUUAGUACCACCUGUAUUUCAAAAUGGGGGACCCAAACUCCCGGAAGAAACAAGCUCUGAACAGACUACGUGCUCAGCUUAUAAAGAAAAAAGAAUCUCUAGCUGACCAGUUUGACUUCAAGAUGUAUAUUGCCUUUGUGUUCAAGGAGAAGAAGAAAAAGUCAGUACUCUUUGAAGUGUCUGAGGUUAUACCAGUCAUGACAAAUAAUUAUGAAGAAAAUAUUCUGAAAGGUGUACGAGAUUCCAGCUAUUCCUUGGAAAGUUCUAUAGAGCUUCUACAGAAGGAUGUGGUACAGCUCCAUGCUCCUCGAUACCAGUCUAUGAGAAGGGAUGUAAUUGGCUGUACUCAGGAGAUGGAUUUCAUUCUUUGGCCUCGGAAUGAUAUUGAGAAAAUUGUUUGUCUCCUGUUUUCUAGGUGGAAGGAAUCUGAUGAACCUUUUAGGCCUGUUCAGGCCAAAUUUGAAUUUCAUCACGGUGACUAUGAGAAACAGUUUCUGCAUGUACUGAGCCGCAAGGACAAGACAGGAAUUGUUGUCAACAAUCCUAACCAGUCAGUGUUUCUCUUCAUUGAGCAUUUGCAGACUCCAAAAAACAAAGCCACCAUCUUCAAGUUAUGCAGCAUCUGCCUCUACCUGCCACAGGAACAGCUCACUCACUGGGCAGUUGGCACCAUAGAGGAUCACCUCCGUCCUUAUAUGCCAGAGUAAAUAAGAGCAUUGACCAGCAAAAUGGAGAAGACCAGAGAAUGCAGCAGUGGUUUUCUUUUCUUGUUUUCUUACCACUUUUCUUUCAGAGUUUAAGGAAAAUGGACUCAUGCACAGAACACUAUGCAUUUUGAAACUUGUUCAUCCUGGAUUUAUUUUAAUCAUUUGUAUCACAGAACUUUAAAAAAAAAUCAGAUGUCUUCUGCACGGACUGUGAAGGAAGGUGCUUUGCAGAUUGCUGCACUGCAUCAGCAUCUUACUAAAAUGUGAAGGAAGGACUAUUGUACACUGAAAUGCUUAAUGUAUCUGAAAGCACAGGUGAUGCUCAGUGUUGUGGUCUUCAUGUUUGUGCUGGUUUUUGCCUCUGACAUCUGUCAUCAGUAUUGAGGGUGAGAGUGAAUGUAACAGGUAUAAAUAAGACUUAAAAACUUAAUAGCUUUGCUAUAAUCACCGUUGUUCCAGAGCACUGUCAGAUUCAUUCUAAUGACCAGAAUGGUUGUUACAAAAAGAAAUUACAACCAUGGGAAAGAAAUCUUAAUGAAAAAAGCAUCUCAUUGAGGUAUUUUUGCCUCAUGUGCACUGGACCAUGUUUGUUUUCUUGGUACUCAUUAGUACAUGUAUUUUUUCCCAGAUCUCUUUCCUCGAGUUGCUGUUAUAGAGUACUCUGCUGUGUGCAGAUGCAUUUUAUACACAUUAACGCAGAUCUGGAGUCUGGCAUGGCUAAAUGCAGCUAUAAAACAGGAACAUUCAUAGCUGCAAAAACCAUCAUAAGUAGAGGACUUUUUGGUUUUUGUUUUGUUUUUGGUGUUAGAAAAUUUAAUUACAAAUAAAAAAAAUCCAGUGAAUUUUGCAGAAAUACUGGUUUCUACACCAUCCUAAAGAAGUUGAGUGUUUGGAAUAGAAAACAAUAUUAAAAGUGGGGAUCUUACAUUGUAAAAUUAACCAGAGUGUCAAGAGUUCUGAAUGCAGAACUUAAUUGUGCAAUGAACAUAAGGAAAGACUACUGUAUAGCUUUUUUUAUUUUUAUUUUUUUUCUUUUAAAUGAAGAAAAGCUUUGCUUAAGGGUUGCAUACUUUUAUUGGAGUAAAUCAGAAUGAUCCUGCUCCAUUGGAGUAAAACUAGUGCUUACUGGUUUCCAUUUGUAUUUAGCUUCUGGUUGGAAUUUGGAAAAAAAAUGAAACCUAAAUAAAAUAGGUGAAAGCUU